CGGGGCCAUUCGGUUCCGUUUUAGCAGAUGAUGUGCGCGUGAAGACGGAGCGACACACGGGGCGAGUGAACUUGGGGACUUCUUUUGUACAGUGGGAGGAAAAUCACCGCCACCGGGCAGCCGUUACAUAACGGAUGCGUGUUAACCGUUCACCGGAGUGUAGAACUCUAUGCCCCACUCCGUCAGGCUUCUCCCUCCCGCCCCCCACCCCAACGCCGACACCAGCAGGAGAGGGGGAGGACUGAGGGAGCGAGUGAUUGUCUGACAGACCGACAGGUUGAAUGAAGCUGCACCUGGUGCUUCUGAGGGCGUUUCCCAUGUUUUGAUUUGCUCUGUUUUUUUAUUUUCUAAACUUGGUUUCACUGAGCUGCUCCCUGCCAUGCCGUCCAACAGCCCCGCUGCUGCUGAACCGCCCCAGACGCCAGAGAAUGACACUUCCAAUGAUGUGAGUGAAGACGGAGCAGACCAGGACAGUCCAGAGGAGGGGACACCAGCAAGCCCCCGCAACAAGCGCAGAGUGGGUCGUCCCAGCAGGAAACGCAAACAGCUGCUUCCUGAGAUGGCGACCUCUGACCCCUGUGCAAACGCCCCCCCAACUCCGCCUGAGGAGCCGGAGCCAUCACCCUCCCCUCGCAAGAAGCGCGGGCGUCGGAAACAAGAGCCGACAGAGAGGAAUAAGGACGAGCCAGAUGAUAGAAACUGCGACUCUCCCAGAGAGGGUGAGACUGGGAGGCUGCGGAGGAGGCCAGUCCCCAGAGUGACUUUCCAGGCUGGAGAUCCAUACUACAUCAGCAGGAGGCAGAGAGAAGAAUGGCUCAGCCGCUGGAAGAUGGAGGCAGAGCGACGGGCCUACAGAGAGGCGGAAAUAAACAUGAUGGAUGACCUGUCAGAAGCUGACUUUCAGAAAGAGGAGGAGCCUGCCAGCCCAGCUCCUCCCCCUUCACAACAACACACAGACCCCGCCUCUCCGACGGUUGCCGUGACUCCUGAGCCGGUCGCCAGGGGAGAACAGCCCACACCCAGUGAGAUAGAAUACCAGGAUGGACGGGGCUUUGGCAUCGGGGCGCUGGUGUUUGGGAAGCUGCGAGGUUUCUCCUGGUGGCCUGGCAGGAUCGUUUCCUGGUGGAUGAGCGGCCGGAGUCGAGCUGCAGACGGCACUCGUUGGGUGAUGUGGUUCGGUGACGGCAAAUUCUCUGUGGUCUGUGUGGAGAAGCUGAUGCCUCUGAGCUCUUUCUCAUCUGCCUUCCACCAACCAACCUACAACAAACAGUCCAUGUACCGGAAAGCCAUCUUCGAGGCUCUGCGGGUGGCCAGCGUCCGGGCAGGGAGGCCAGUUCCUUCCUGUGAUGCCAGUGAUGAUGCAGAGGGCGUGGAUCUUCAGACCAGGGAGAUGAUAGAGUGGGCCAUGACCGGCUUCCUUCCCGCUGGUCCACAAUCACUGGACCCUCCAGAGGAGGAACAAAAUCCAUAUAAGGAAGUGUACCCAGAGAUUUGGGCAGAGCCUGAGGCUGCGUACACACCUCCACCUGCAAAGAAACCACGAAAGAACUCAGCCGAGAAAGCAAAGAUCAGAGAGGUGAUCGACGAAGGGACCAGAGAGAGACUUAUAUUUGAGAUCAAAAAGAAGACCAGGAAUAUAGAAGAUAUCUGCAUCUCCUGUGGAAGCCUCAAUGUCUCCUUGGAGCAUCCUCUGUUUGUAGGAGCAAUGUGCCAGGGCUGUAAGAACUCGUUCUUGGAGUGCGCCUACCAGUAUGACGAUGACGGCUACCAGUCCUACUGCACCAUCUGCUGUGGAGGCAGGGAAGUGCUCAUGUGUGGCAACAACAACUGUUGUAGGUGUUUCUGUGUGGAGUGCGUGGAUCUGUUGGUCGGAGCUGGCUCAGCAGCAGCAGCCAUCAAAGAAGACCCUUGGAACUGCUACAUGUGCGGACCCCGCAGCACCUACGGGCUACUGCGUCGACGGGACGACUGGCCCUGCAGACUACAGCACUUCUUUGCCAACAACCAUGAGCAGGAAUUCGAGCCGGCCAAGUUGUAUCCUCCAGUUGCAGCAGAAAAGAGGCAACCAAUCAGAGUCCUCUCCUUAUUCGAUGGCAUUGCCACAGGUCUUCUGGUGCUGAAAGAUUUGGGCAUCCAGGUCAACAAGUAUGUUGCAUCAGAAGUGUGUGAAGACUCCAUCACUGUGGGCAUGGUUCGACACCAGGGACGCAUCAUGUACGUGGGAGACGUACGCAACGUAACUCGCAAACAUAUCGAAGAGUGGGGACCAUUUGACCUGGUGAUAGGAGGAAGCCCCUGUAACGACCUCUCCAUAGUCAACCCAGCAAGGAAAGGUCUUUAUGAGGGGACCGGCCGGUUGUUUUUUGAGUUUUACCGUCUGCUGCACGAGGCGCGACCAAAACCCGGCGACGAGAGGCCGUUCUUCUGGCUGUUUGAGAAUGUGGUCGCUAUGGGAGUCAGUGACAAACGGGACAUCUCCCGCUUUCUAGAGUGUAACCCAGUGAUGAUCGAUGCCAAGGAGGUCUCUGCUGCCCACCGCGCUCGCUAUUUCUGGGGAAACCUGCCCGGCAUGUCCAGGAGGCCUCUGACGCCGAUGGCAAACGACAGGCUGGAUCUUCAAGAGUGCCUAGAGCACGGCCGCACAGCCAAGUUUGAGAAGUUGCGUACGAUAACGACACGCUCCAACUCUGUGAAGCAGGGGAAAGACGAGCACUUCCCCGUCUACAUGGACAACAAGGAGGACAUACUGUGGUGCACCGAGAUGGAAAGGGUGUUUGGUUUCCCCGUCCACUACACCGACGUGUCCAACAUGAGUCGUUUGGCCAGGCAAAGGCUUCUGGGACGUUCGUGGAGCGUCCCCGUCAUCAGGCACCUCUUUGCCCCGCUCAAGGAGUACUUCGCCUGCAACUAGUCACACACACCAACUCUCUCCCACAUACAGACACACACAUAUAAACAGUAACAGACAUACACUGAUAACUACACAAAGUGUACAGUCAGUACAUGAAGGUUGGCUGACACAAGAUGAAACAGAUGACCGGACAUACACACAUAAACACACACAAACACACACACUGUAAAGGACUGCUUCCUGAGAUCCCAUGUAGACCACUGGCUGACCUUAGUCCCCUGGUGCUACCGUGCUGUUUAACACACAAACACACACACACACAGGUACAGUUUUCUGUUACACACAAACUUCCUGUCCGACCUUGAAACUGAUGUCUUCUGGCUUUACUGUGUCGUAUCAGCUGGAGUUCAAACCUCUGGGGGGCGCCAAAACUAACAGAGAUGCCCUGCCUUUUUUCUGUCUUUAAUAUCUCUCUGAAUACAUAAACAGACCAAUGAGUCCCAUAACACUUUACUGUAUUCAUGUGUAGUGAAAGCAGAAACAUACACACACACACGCACACACACACACACACACACACCAGAUAAUGCUCGUGGUGCUGGUCAGGCAGUGAUAGAAUCAAAAUGGUGCCACUUUAAUACAACACUUUUACAGUUUUUGGUGCUCUUGGAGACUGAAUGGUCUCUGCUUGUUUCAGUCGCUGCAGUUUUGAGUUAAAACAGGUGAACAGGUGGAGGCAGCAGCAGGCAAAAGAAGUGGUCAUGAGGUUUAAAGAUCGAUUGAGGAUGCAGGGGAGCGUCCAAAAGGAAGAUAACCUAGCUCAGAUAGAUUAAUAUAUGAAGCCUUUUACUUAGUGUGACUACAACUUAAUAAGACUGUAACAUCUAAUGUUUCUUAAAGGAGGAGCUGCUCUUGUGCUACAAAUAAUCUUAGCAGGUGAAUUUAAACCUCAGUGCAAAAAAAAAAAAAGGUCUUCAUGUUCACCCGAUGAAGACCCACUUUGGCUGAAAUGUCACUGAUUCAAGCAAUAUGAAAUACUGAAAUAAAACAGUGACUUUGGGGGAUGCAGCUGUGGUUCGAGAAGUUUCUUUUACUUGUUUAUAUUUGAUUUUUGUAUUUUCCAGCAGUUUUUAUUUGGUUUUAGUCUCCUGAGUCAGGUUGGAUUUACUAUUAUCACUUUUUUUGUUUUUUUUAUUAGUUUUAGUGUUAUUUUUGCUUAUUCUUUAAUAUGAAAUGCAUGGUGGUAUUUAUCAAGUUUUAAUAAUACAAUACUACAAAACAAACAUAGUCAUGAAGACAUCCUGGUCUCAUAAGCAGUAGUGGCUCCUCAGGCUGGUUGACAAAUUGACGAAAGCCGAAGACAUUUCCUGUAUAUUUAAAUUUUAUUUCAUAUGGUUUUGUAAGUGUUUCAGUUAGUUUUCUUUUAUUUCAGUGAGCUAAAAUGUCUUUUAAUGCUUAGCUGUAGUUUGUAGUUUUGGUUGUAAAAACACACAAAUGUACAAGGAUCAAAAUUUAGACGUAAACAAAAACAAAAUAAACUCCAGGAAUGUAAAAUAAAACAAAAAUAAUGAAAUUUAUAAUAAAACCAGUACAAAAGAAACAUCCACACUGCUGUCUGCAUCCUCAGUGUUUACAGUGCCCUCCAGUGGGGGACAAUCACCCAGCCAUAUUGGGGUAAAACACAGUCAGUCAGAGACCAGAAAAAAAUGUGAAUAUAAUGAAGACAGUGUGAAGUCAGCUUUUAUGCUUGUUUAUAUUCAUAUACUUCAUACUGUACAUACACUCUAUACACAGUAUAUGAAAUAUAAACUACUGCUGGGGUAUCCACACAACAAGCAAAACAUCUUUGUACUAUUUUGAUUACUUCUAGGUGUUUUUUAGACACUAGCUUAGCAAAUGCUGUGCAUUCAAAAAUACUGCAGUAUUUUAAUAAUGGAACUAGUUCCUCGUGUUCGGUUUAUGCUGAGGUGACAGGUGUUUAAUGACUUUUGGUGCUCAUUUUAAAUUUGAAUAACACUCUGAUAUCACUCACCUGACAGAGGCUGGAGUCAGAUGUUAAUUGGUCCUUUGGCUUCACAGCUGAGUUUGGACAUUACAGUUAAAAUCUGCACAAAAACUGACACUUCUGUGGUUAAACUGGUUCCAAUACCACACAAGACCACUUAAAAUUGGCUUCAAAUCAGUCAAUUAGUAAUGAUUUUUAUUGUAGACGGACUUCCAUAAACAUGCCUUAGGAGACGUAGCUGCCCUGUAAGAAUAAGGCAGCCAUGUUGACGAUUAAACUAUGAGGUUACAGCUGACAGAUUACAGUCCAGGCCCCUCUUUAGCCACGGCCCUGCAGUAAAUGUACCUGCUGAGAUAAUCAGGAACAAGUAGAUGUCAUAAUACCAAAGUUUGCCUCACUAAGGUUAUCAGUGACAUAAGAUGCUGUUCAGCAGAUGUGAUGUGAUAGGUUGGAGAAAAAGUUAAAUUAAAAUAAUCAUGAAUUUAGCUUGAUUACCUUUGACCUCUCUGUUUCUUCUCAACGUGAUGCUUAGGGUUAGUGGGAAAUUUUGUGUAAAAUGUUACUCUAAUAAUGCUCCACAUCACAAAUUCCAGAUGUCAAGUAUUUCUUAAAAUAAUUUUUAAGUGUUUGAAUGGGUUUGAGAUCAUAAAAUACAAAUAUAUUUAUUGUUCAGAACAUACAUACUCAGCAAAGUAUCCUCCAAAUGUGUUAACUGCAGUAAAACCGAUGCUUUUGCUGUUUUUGAAGAGGCAUUUGAAUGUGUGAUCCAAAUACUGCCAAGAGACCAAAGUAGAAACCAGAUUUAGCUUUUAUUUCAUACUAUUUAUAUUUAAUUUUUUUAUACAUACAGUGAAUCCAAAUGUAUACUAACAAUAUCCUGAAUUUGAUAUGAAUAUAUCACCUUAACAAUGAGAAGAAGUUAAUUUUUUUAAUUUAACGUAUUUUUUCUCCUUAAAUCUGCAUUAAAUUAGAAGAAGGAGGUCUACGUCAGCUGAGUUUGGCAGUUCUUUAAAGAUAAUUACUGUAAAUUCCAUUCUUAGCUGAAAACCUUCCAAAAUGAACAAAAAUCAUCAAAAUAAUGUAAAGAAGCUACUGCUGUGAUUUUUUGUCCAAAACAUCUAUGAAAUGUUUUGAAGAGAUAUCAGCUGACGGUGAUGGCGUAUCAGGUACAAGCCAUUCAUUUUCUUCCGCUUAUCACAUCAGGUUCAUGUAUUCUUUUUUAGGAUGGCAGUCUGGCAAACAAAGAAGCUUCUUGAGGACUAAAAACAAAUAUCAGAACAGCAGCACACAACUGACAACAUAUCAACACACUCACUGGUAUAACUCUGCCCCCUGGUGGUGAGAGAUUUAGUUAAAAACUGCAAAUAGGAACUACAAAAAGUACCUUUAAAGACAAAGCCCUUCUGGGCAUUUAUUAGGACAGUUUUUUUGUUUGUUUGUUUGUUUUUUAAAUAUUAUCUAAAUUAGCUUUAAUUUCCAACUACUGGGACAUAAAAACUGCAUGUACCAGUCAAAUCAGGGAAAAAAAUGUAAAAGUUUUGCUAACUUUGCUCCAAAAUAAGGUAUUUUCCCCUUGGAAGUUGACCUAUUACUAACAGUGACAUUUUCUCCUAGAUUUUAAUUCAGAAUGUCUCUUUCUUAUAAUAUCUCUGUUUACAUGCUUUCAAUCCUUGACUCCAACAAUAGGCAAUAUAAAAGAUGGAUGUAGCCAAAUUGAUGUCAGUGCCUCGAGGGGAGCAUUUUUGCCAUAUUGGUGUUUGUGACGAAUGAGGGGUGAAUCAGACUGAAAAACCUGUUGGCUAAAGACUUGUUAGCCAUAUCCUCAUAAUCCUCAUUUCUGAUUUACAAAGUGAUCAUGUUUUAUUAAAUAAAACUUAAAUGAGCCUCUGAGCCCAUAAACUCAUCACAAACACACCAAGGGCCAUUUUUUUCCAUCAACUCCUGAACAACCAGUCUUUUUGCAACCAGAGGGAUUGCCCCCUGCUGGUCAUUACAAAAAAUGCAAGUUUAAUGCACGUCCAUCUAUUACACAGUCUGUGGCUAAAACAAGUGAGGUUAGACUCAUCCAGCAGGAUUAUUUCUGCCUGUAGAGCAGCACUGCCUCUGAGAAACAUUGAACUAAAACAUCUGUGGACUUUUUAGAAGUGUGAGACAUUCAGCAGCUUCCUUUCAGCAGCAUUUAAUGCUCCCUCCUCUUACAAUGCAGCUUCUUUUUGUGCCUCACCUCUGCUGUUAGUUAAGUGACUAGCCUGCCAGCUCUUCAGCACUCGUCCCCCCCACCCUUGCUUCAUAGGGAUCCAAAACGUCCUGCAGUCGCCGUUCUGCAGCGACACGGGCUGAAAGCAGAGGCUGACUUUACUCUGUGGACACUAUGCUGGCUUUCUACUUUCUGUGACUGAAACAGAUAGCCCUGUAUAAAUAAACAGAACCUUAUGUAACACAGGUUCUGCUGUAUGAGCCGUCUUGGGUGUUUCAUCUGCCUUUCGCCCAAUGCAUGCUCAGUGAAAAGGAAAUGUCAUCCAGUGUGGUGGCUGUAUUUAUUACACACACAGGCCACGAGAAACAAGUUCUGAUGCAUGUUUUAUUUAGACAGGGCUGCCUUUAGAGAAAACACUUCAGUCUGGUGCUUUUGGUCCUCAGGCGACCAUCUUUUCCAGGAAGCCUUCCGAUCCUCAGACCUUCCUCAGAUACCAGCUAACAACUGGACACGUGCAGUCUAUGCUGACACACAUUCACACAAACACCCACACGCACACAUGCACAAACUCUCAUACCAACAGUAAACCAGCAGGUUCAAAGAUUUUUUUCCAUCAUGUUUACUCUCCAUUUCUACAACCAACCUUCAGGUGCUUUUUCAACUCUGCUCUUUUUUACAGCGCUCUUCUUGCAGGUCUCUCACACACGCACUCACACACACACUCGUUUGCUGGAAAGAACCUUCACGCUUCUCCUUUCGCUACAAAACACCCUACACUGCUACACUCACACAUGCAUACAC
Molecule: messenger RNA, 7854 nt
Organism: Archocentrus centrarchus (flier cichlid)
Lineage: Eukaryota; Metazoa; Chordata; Actinopteri; Cichliformes; Cichlidae
Gene: dnmt3aa
Product: DNA (cytosine-5-)-methyltransferase 3 alpha a
Exons: 23
Coding region: 380-2911 (843 amino acids)
Biological process (GO): negative regulation of DNA-templated transcription
Cellular component (GO): nucleus; cytoplasm
Molecular function (GO): methyltransferase activity
Source: RefSeq, a predicted model, not a curated record